CUCCACGAUUGCCAGGCUGUCUACACGGCGGAAAUAGUCGUUAAUAUCGAAAGUCCGUUGCCAAUGACUUUGUAUCAUAUGAAAAGUCAAACUAACUAAUAGUUGAGCCAAUUUGUUAGCUUGGCCGAAACAAAGGGUAAUCAUCACGCUUUGGGAUUUCCAAUGUGAGCUUCCUCGAUAUAGCUCUGGAUGUAUCUAGAUUCCUUUAAAAUGUACAUUAACAGCUAUUUCUGAAGUGAAGAAAUUUAAAGAAAAUAAAAGGACCUCUAAUGGCAGCCACAGGCGAGCAGGGCGAUGCGCAGGUAACAUUACAGACAGAAAUUGAAGAAAUUAUCCCGAUACAGAAUCCUCCUCUUCAGCAGAAAAUUUAUGUUGCCGUUGGAAAAGACCUGUGUGAGAGCGCCAAUGCGCUCAAAUGGCUGCUGCAAAAGUUGGAUAACACACAAGCAGCCUUCAUAAUUCUUCUUCAUAUACAGUGUCGACCUCGCUACAUGCCAUCAGCCAUCGGGAAGAUUCCUCUGAAUGAAGCGGACGAGGAUCAUGUGAAGGUUUACAUGAAGGAUUUAGAGAAGGAACUCAAGAUUUGCCUUGAUAAAUAUUUACAGAUGUGCACACGAUUUAAGGUCAAAGCAGAGCCUUUAGUUGUUGAGAAGAAUGACGUUUCCAAAGGAAUUGUUGAAGUCGUUUCAGAGCUCGGUAUCACGAAGCUUAUCAUGGGAACAACCUCAGCCAGCGGUGGCAUAAUCCGAAGCAACCUAGGAAAGAUGAAGAUGAUAGCACCAGGCAAAGCGGAUUACGUCCGAAGGCACGCCAUAGAGACCUGCGACUUGUGGAUUGUGUGCAAAGAUAAACUUGUAUCACAUAAUGCCCGGAAAUUCAAGGGCCAUAAGAGUCCUUGUCCAGACGAUUUUGGAAAAUUGCUUGCAUCGGCGCCAAACUUCCAAUUGAAUCUGGAAAUUUGCAAUCGGAAUCCCUCGAUUUUUCAAGUCAGUGGAAAUUCUACACCUGUGUCGGUCUCGGAGAUAUUUGUCGAUUUUGAUGAAUUAGUUUCCUCUGAAUCGGAAGUGGCAGACACUCCAGCGAUUGAUGUUGACGAAGGCUGCUCUCAUGGCACUAUCGAGCCUGAGGCUCAAAGAUCUCAAGAUAUUGAAGCUUUCAUAAAUCAGCUCAGAGAGGCAUUGGAAGCAAGCAAGAAGGCAAAAACAGAAGCGCAAAGGGAAGCCGCCAAUCGUAAGAAUGCAGAAGCAGCUACUGUUCGUGCUAAUCAGAGAUUUGCAUCCCUUGAAACUGCCUUUAACACGACAAUGAGAGAGAAGGAAGAAGCAACCUCACUCUUAAAGCUUGUCGAAGAGAAAUGGCAAGAAUUUACAGGGCAACCAUUUAAGGUGGAAGAAAAUCUUGAAGCAAUGUUUGACAAGCUAAACCAAAUCUCUCGUGAACGACAAGAAGCCAUACACGAGCUCGAAGCAGGACGGGAAAAGCUCGCCGCCAUGGAAGAACAAAUUAAAUAUUUUCAAGACUGCUUGAAUUCAAGACCGCAGAUCGAAACCCCGACCACUUAUACCUCCUCCUCGUCAAAUAAUCUUGAAUUCAGAGAAUACUCUUUCAACGAUAUCAAAGCGGCGACAUAUAAUUUCUCUGAUAAUCUCAAACUCGGGGAAGGAACCUACGCUGCCAUUUACAAAGGUGAAAUAAGGAAAACAAUCGUUACGGUCAAAAUACUCAAGAAAUACAAUUUAUAUGCCCAGCCACAGUUCCACCGCGAGACCAAAAUUUUAAAAGACAUCCGGCAUCCAAAUUUAGUGAGGGCUCUGGGAACCUGUUUCGAGCAACGCUGUAUAAUCAAUGAAUAUAUAUCCAACGGAUGCCUAGCAGAUCAUCUGACCUGUAAAAGCUCAGCUCCGCCGCUCCCUUGGCAAGCAAGAAUUCGCAUUGCCGCCGAAGUUUGCUCCGCCUUACAAUAUUUACACAGUUUAAAGCCAGAUCCAAUCGUCCAUGGCGAUCUGAGGCCCCAAAAUAUACUCCUGGACGAAAAUUUCACCAGCAAAAUAAGCGACUUCGACCUGCCUCGUCCUCUGCCGCACGUUUUAUUCUCACGGUCGGAGAUCAAAGGUACACAUUCCUACUUGGAUCCAGAAUACCUUAAAAGCGCCGGAUACUCUACCAAAUCCGACGUUUACAGCCUCGGAAUCAUCAUUCUUCAGCUUCUGACAGGAAAACGGGCGCUCGGACUGGUAAAGGAAGUGGAAUAUGCACUAGAAAACGGCAAAUUAGAGCUGGCUUUGGAUCCUUCAGCCGGUAAUUGGCCAUUUGUGCAGGCUACUCAGUUAGCUUAUCUUGCCUUACACUGCGCAGAUCCUGUAGGAAACAAUCGCCCUGGCCUUCAACCGACUGUAAUGAAAAUGCUUGAUCAGCUUAGCAACAUGGCCGUCCCUGAGCCGUACACAGCCAUGCCUGUCGAGCGUGAUCAAAGCGCCACGCCAGUCGAGCAUGAUCAAACAUCGGAGAAAUUACCUGAAGAAACACGCAUUCCGAGCCUCUUCAUCUGUCCAAUUUUCCAGGAGGUUAUGGAGGAUCCUUGCGUUGCCGCAGACGGCUUUACAUAUGAAAGGGAGGCGAUUCAAGGAUGGUUGGAUUGUGGAAAAGACACAUCUCCCAUGACAAACAAGAAACUUGAGAAGAAGAAUCUGAUCGCAAAUUUUUCUCUGAGAUCAGCCAUUCGACAGUGGCAAGAGAAAGGCGAUCUCUUGUAAAUCAAAAUGUUGUCACACAUCGACAUAAGUUUAUUGUAUUUGAUUGUUUGGUAAUGUCAAUCUUAAUAAAAGAAAUAGAGUUCAUAGACGACCGAGCAAUCUAAGGUGAGGAUUCACUCCAGAGGGCUUGGAAUGCAUGUACACCGUCCCUUACAGCAAUUAUUGGAAAUGUUAAUGUAUCUGACAUUAAUAAAAUAUUCAGUCAAUCUACACUGUCUGAUUUCCAU
Cryptomeria japonica (Japanese cedar) is the source of this 2980-nucleotide messenger RNA. RefSeq names its product U-box domain-containing protein 33. The record is from RefSeq and is a predicted model, not a curated record. Bases 270 to 2753 code for a protein of 827 amino acids. Gene Ontology annotation, biological process: protein phosphorylation; protein ubiquitination. Gene Ontology annotation, molecular function: ATP binding; ubiquitin-protein transferase activity; protein kinase activity. Lineage: Eukaryota; Viridiplantae; Streptophyta; Pinopsida; Cupressales; Cupressaceae. The transcript is spliced from 9 exons.